Molecule: messenger RNA, 2154 nt
Organism: Melanotaenia boesemani (Boeseman's rainbowfish)
Lineage: Eukaryota; Metazoa; Chordata; Actinopteri; Atheriniformes; Melanotaeniidae
Product: protein NLRC3-like
Exons: 4
Coding region: 40-2154 (704 amino acids)
Biological process (GO): regulation of apoptotic process
Source: RefSeq, a predicted model, not a curated record
GGAGCGUCUUCUUCUUCAUCGCUGGACAAACUAGGCGAGAUGGAGACGUCAACAGAAGACCAGACGGAUCCAGAACCUUCAGCAGAAAGUAUAGCUUUCAAGAUUCGUCUUGAGUUUGUGUCGAGGGUUUCAUUAGAAAUCCUUAAACAGCUCUUAGAUUACCUGGAAAGAGAUCAAGUUUUAAAUGCAAGUGAGACCAGAGCUAUACUUGAGAGUAACCAAACCAAGGAUGAUAAGGCCCGCAACCUCAUCGACUCCGUGAGACAUAAAGGGAAUGAAGCCUGCCAGAAGAUGAUAAAACAUAUCCAAACCUGUGACAUUCAUCUUUACUCUGAGCUGCUUUUGACCUCUGAUCCAUCUGCUCAGAAAGGAGCUCUUCAGAAGUGUCAGCCUAAACUCAAAUCUGCUCUGAAGAAGAGAUUUGAGUGUUUCUAUGAAGGGAUUCCUGUAGCAGGAAAUAAAACGUUUCUUAAUCGAGUCUUCACAGAGCUCUACAUCACAGAGGGAGGGACUGCAGAGGUCAAUAAUGAACAUGAGGUCAGACAGAUUGAAACAGCAUCCAGGAAACCACACAGACCAGAAACACCCAUCAGACAAGAAGACAUCUUUAAACUCCCACCUGGAAGAGAUGACCCAAUCAGAACAGUGAUGACAAAGGGAGUGGCUGGCAUUGGGAAAACUGUCUUAACACAGAAGUUCACUCUGGACUGGGCUGAAGACAAAGCCCACCAGGACAUCCAGUUCUUGUUUCCACUGACUUUCAGAGAGCUGAAUGUGCUGAAAGAGGAAACGUUCAGCUUGGUGGAACUUGUUCAUCACUUCUUUACUGAAACCAAAGAAGCAGGAAUCUGCAGCUUUGAAGAGUUCCAGGUUGUCUUCAUCUUGGACGGUCUGGAUGAGAGUCGACUUCCUCUGGACUUUAAAAAAACUAAAAUCCUAAUUGACCCUUGGAAGUCCACCUCAGUGGAUGUGCUGCUGACUAACCUCAUCAGGGGGAAACUGCUUCCCUCUGCUCGCCUCUGGAUAACCACACGACCUGCAGCAGCCAAUCAGAUCCCUCCUGACUGUGUGUGCAUGGUGACGGAGGUCAGAGGGUUCACUGACCCACAGAAGGAGGAGUACUUCAGGAAGAGGUUCAGAGAUGAGGAGCAGGCCAGCAGGAUCAUCUCCCACAUCAAGAAUUUAAGAAGCCUCCACAUCAUGUGCCACAUCCCAGUCUUCUGCUGGAUCACUGCUACAGUUCUGGAGGAUGUGCUGGAAACCAGAGAGGGAGGAGAGCUGCCCAAGACCCUGACUGAGAUGUACAUUGAAUUCCUGGUGGUCCAGACCAAAGUCAAGAAGUUGAAGUUUGAUGGAGGAGCUGAGACGGAUCCAGCAUGGAGUCCAGAGAGCAGGAAGAUGAUUGAGUCUCUGGGAAAACUGGCUUUUGAUCAGCUGCAAGAAGGAAACCUGAUCUUCUAUGAACCAGACCUGACAGAGUGUGGCAUUGAUAUCACAGCAGCCUCAGUUUACUCAGGAGUGUUCACACAGAUCUUUAAAAAAGUGAGAGGACUGUACCAGGAGAAGGUGUUCAUGUUUGUCCAUCUGAGUGUUCAGGAGUUUCUGGCUGCUCUUCAUGUCCGUCUGACCUUCAUCAACUCUGGAAUCAAUCUGAUGGGACCAAAACCCUUCCAGAAAUCUGAGACUAGAGAGGAGACUCUACUCUACCAGAGAGCUGUGGACGAGGCCUUAGAGAGUCCAAAUGGACACCUGGACUUGUUCCUCCGCUUCCUCCUGGGUCUUUCACUGCAGACCAAUCAGAGUCUCCUACGAGGUCUGAUGACACAGACAAGAAGUAGCUCACAGACCAAUCAGGAAACAGUCCAGUACAUCAAGAAGAAGAUCAGUGGGAAAGUGUCUGCAGAGAGAAGCAUCAAUCUGUUCCACUGUCUGAAUGAACUGAAUGAUCGUUCUCUAGUGGAGGACAUCAAACAGUUCUUGAGACCAGGAAGUCUUUCCACAGAUUAUCUGUCUCCUGCUCAGUGGUCAGCUCUGGUCUUCAUCUUACUGUCAUCAGAAGCUCUGGAGGUGUUUGACCUGGAGAAAUAUUAUCCUUCAGAGGAGGCUCUUCUGAGGCUGCUGCCAGUGGUCAAAGCCUCCAGCAAAGCCCUGUAA